Molecule: messenger RNA, 840 nt
Organism: Eimeria acervulina
Lineage: Eukaryota; Apicomplexa; Conoidasida; Eucoccidiorida; Eimeriidae
Product: sortilin, putative
Exons: 3
Biological process (GO): post-Golgi vesicle-mediated transport
Cellular component (GO): Golgi apparatus
Source: RefSeq, a predicted model, not a curated record
GCUGCUAAGCUGCCGGUAGAAAUUGAAGAAAAGAGCUAUACAGUCUUGGAUACGUCAGAAGGGGCGAUAAUGCUUCAUGUUAAUCAUGGAGGAGAAGGAGGACGUGAUACAGGAAAUGUAUAUAUUUCGGACGGUAAAGGUAUUCGUUUUUCUUUGUCUUUACCGAAUAAUAUACGUUCGGGUACAGGCGAGUGUGAAUUUGAUAAGGUAUUAUCGAUGGAAGGUGUAUAUAUAGCAAAUUUUAGAGAUUCAAUAGAGAAAAGCGGGUUAAGCGGAGGCUCAUCAUCUAUCUCUUCUACUGGUGCUGAAGCAGCAGCAGUAGCAGCAGCAGCAGCAGCAGAAGAAGAAGCAAGAAUGAAGCAAGAAGAAGAAGAAGCAGAGGGUAUACGUGCAGAAGUUGAAAAGAAGCAUGAGAGAGUUUCGAGCAAAGGACGAAGAGAAGACGUAACAAGAACAGCAAUAUCUUUUGAUAAAGGAGGUGUUUGGAGUUACUUGAAGCCUCCUAGAGUAGAUAGUAGAGGACAGAAGAUAGAUUGUUCUCCUGAUAGCUGCUGGCUUCAUCUGAACGGUAUAACAAAGUUUAAUGAAUAUGCACCUUUCUAUAGCGUAGAAAAUGCUGUAGGCCUUAUCAUGGGUACCGGCAACGUUGGAAGCUAUCUUCGAACAGAAACUGAUGAAAUAAAUACUUAUUUAUCUAGAGACGGAGGACUCACUUGGAUCGAAGCUCAUAAAGGUGCUUUCAUCUACGAAAUGGGCGACCACGGCGGCCUCCUCGUCAUGGCUGACGACACAAAAAAAACUAACCAGCUUUGUUUUAUAUCGUUGUUCUUCUUCUUAUAG